UCUAGGUUUCAGACUGUCAUCUGCUGUGUAAAAACGAGGAUUGAAACGAAAAGUUAAAAAGGUAAACAUUAAUACUGCCAAGGAUGUGACCAUGCAUGGCCCUGCCAUGGUCUACCGGUGGUGUGAAGCAAACCGAUGAAUCGAGCCUCGAUGAGCCAGGAGCCGUCCAGAUCAGUGCGAUCCGCUUUAUUGGUUCCCUAUUGCUGUCUUCUUGUUGAGCCGUUGUCUUGCCGUUUUCAUGCCAUUUCUAGUCAGGGGUGAAGAGCAACUGAAAAUUACAACCUGACUGCACAUCAUCGGAAUUAUGAACAGCGCCCCCGACCAUGUCAGCAAGGGCAUGCCGCACUGCGAUGGCAGCGACAUUGUUGACAUUCCUGCUCGUUCCCACCUCCGGCCGCAGUCCGACCCUGAAAGUAGCGACGUACAACUUGUGGAAUAUCAUGUUCAACUGGGACGUGAGGAAAUACCACAUUGCUAGCAUGAUCCAGGAGGCAGAUCUUGAUGUGGUGGCGUUUCAAGAAGUACGAGCCGACCUGGAUGAGGAACAUUCUCAACUUCUCGAGUUGAAGAGUUUACUACCAUCGUAUAAGUGGUAUGUGUACCGUUCCUCGCAGAGGGUUACUCCAUUCAAAGGUGCACCAACAGGAUGGGAGAUGGAAGGCCUAGGGCUGCUGAGCAGACACCCCAUCGUUACAUCAAUCACCCAGCCCCUCACUCAUCAGUCGCCCAAAGACAAGAACAAACGACUGAUCCUCCACGCUUCACUGCGUCUUGACCUCAUCAACGUUAGCAUCUCCGUGGCUCACUUCUCUUAUGACCACUGGCAGCAGUGUGUGAACGUGGCCGAAAUGAUGAAACACAUACGGGCUUCAAGACCAGCUAACUCUAUAAUAAUGGGGGACCUGAAUACUUAUGUUGACUACCCUUGGCCGCUUGAGGGCCUCCUAUAUGGGUACUUUUCAACCAGCAACAAAUGCCCCAAGUACGCGGCCCAGAAGAACCCCACCACAGAGGAGGAGCUUAUGUCUUACUUGGAUGCCUGGGCUGAGGUCAACCCACACAGAAACGGGUUUACGUUCAGUAACAUGCCCCAGCCAGGUUUCCAGAGUCGACCAGACCGCAUCUUGCUCUCAUCAAAGUCCUGGUCGGUCGUCUCAUGCAGUACGAUCGGCCUCGGUAAGGGUUACGCCAAUAGGUACACCAAGCACAUCAUCUGGAGUCGACUCGCUACCGUCCUCAACUCGUCCAAGUCCCUCUUCUACAACACACCGAGUUCAAGGGGUUGUUUACAUGACUGUGGCCCUCAUGGGUCAUGCCGUUGUGGGGUUUGCGUUUCCGGGGGCAACAGGAACAACUGCGAGUUGCCCAACUGUCCGGAGUGCUCCUCCAACGCCUACAGAAACUGCCUGGUUGUGCUUUUACUACUCAGCGUGCUGUUCGCGCAAAUUCUGGUUGCUACAGUGCUCCUUAUUAAACAGCUGAGAGUGGCGAGACGGAGACCGUUCUCGCGGUGUUUACGCGCUUGUUUUUGUCAAGCUUUACGGGGGAAACCCCCUGUGUCUUUCCUACCUCAAGUCUCCUAUUCCCGACAGUCUGCGGUCGCGGUUCUCAUGCACAUACUCUGCCCAUUGUGUCACCUGCGGCCCAUCUGCCAGAUUUUUAUUUACUGCGUAUGUACAGUGCUCCUCAUGUUAUUCUGUUAUUUAUACCUUUUUGAAGAUUCACUGAGAACUAUUUACGCCAUCUUGCCCGAAGAGUUGAACCCAUCAGAUCAUCUAAUGGUUCAGUCUGCAAUCAUUCUAAAAAAUUGAGCCAUUAAUCACUUGUUCAAGUGCAGUUACCUUUAUCACUGACCAUCCAUUUUGUUUUAUCACUGGUAGCCAGUUUGUUUUACCACUGAGCCGCCAUUUUUCUUACAGAGCGGUAAUUUUGGUCUAUUCUCCAAUAUUUUGUUUUUAACUCAAAAUAAAACUGAAAGAGAAAGAGAUAGAUUAAAUUAUUCAUAAAAUGGUACAAAAUAAUUUAAAUUCAAAUUAGUAUGCAGACUAUUUGACAGAACUGUUUGAUUUGUUGAAAACAUGAAUACGUGUAUGAUGUAAAUGUUACGAUUUGUAUUGUUAAUACGGUCUGAAGCAAGUUAACCUCAAAUCGAGUUAAUGUUAGGAAAUCUAAAACCAGAAUGGACAUUCUGUGAUAUUAACAUUUACUAGUUAGAAAAUACACGAAAACGUAUACUAUAUAACUAAAUAUUGCUUUUAUAUGUUAAUAUUUCCAAAUAUGUCUAUAUGUAUCUGUGCAAUGAGAAUUACUAACCCAUCAAGCAACUCCUUACAUAUUUUAUCUUUCAUUGGGGAGGGGAGGGGGGCUAUAACAACACUCUACGGAUAACUCAUCCUAUUUAAACCAUUUGACAAGUAUACCCAUGCCCAUCUUGUAUAGGUGUCACAUACGGAUAUGCCGUGGGCGUUCAAAAUGUAAGCAUAUCACAUUGCCACUUGCCAACUCCAUUUAGAUAUUUAUAUUUGAAAUAAAACUGCCUGAUAUACUCUUUAUUAUUUAUAAAACUAUAUAUAUAAGCAAAGAUUAUCUGUUUAACUCUGAAAUAGAGAUGCCGGUUUGUAGUAUUCAUAAUAUACAGCAACACAACUACUACGCAGAGUUAAUUAUUUUUUAUUCCGGUGCAACUCGAAAUUAUUUUGUAGGACAUUAAAAUAUAGGAUUUGCCUGUGGCGAUUUUAGAUGCCACUUAAAAGGCUUCCUGUGCUUGCUGCGUUUGCUACACUUCUUGCUUUGAUGUAUACAUGCAUUGGUGUAUGUAUGUAUGAAGAAACUAACCCGUCUGCUUGCUAUGCCCCUUUGAUACUACUUGGAUGCGUCACAAGCUAGGGUCAUUUUCAUAGCACUGCCUAAAGCAGAAAUGUAGCUAAGCAAUUUAUCCGCGGAGCGACGUGCGGAAACAAGGUUGGAUUUUCCCGUUAUUUUCUCCCGACUCCGAUGACCGAUUGAGCCUAAAUUU
Messenger RNA from Asterias rubens (European starfish), 3016 nucleotides. RefSeq lists its product as uncharacterized. Gene Ontology annotation, biological process: GPI anchor biosynthetic process. NCBI's taxonomy places the organism in Eukaryota, Metazoa, Echinodermata, Asteroidea, Forcipulatida, Asteriidae. Gene Ontology annotation, molecular function: catalytic activity. The coding region runs from base 324 to 1811 and encodes 495 amino acids. The record is from RefSeq and is a predicted model, not a curated record. Gene Ontology annotation, cellular component: endoplasmic reticulum. The transcript is spliced from 7 exons.